This is a messenger RNA of Penicillium canescens, 588 nucleotides long. RefSeq lists its product as uncharacterized. The transcript has 4 exons. Lineage: Eukaryota; Fungi; Ascomycota; Eurotiomycetes; Eurotiales; Aspergillaceae. The coding region runs from base 1 to 588 and encodes 195 amino acids. The record is from RefSeq and is a predicted model, not a curated record. Gene Ontology annotation, molecular function: hydrolase activity.
AUGUCUUGUGAAGCUUGUCGUACUAUUCCCCCUGUUACCGUGCAGGGGUAUUCCCCAAAGGGUCAUUAUGAGACUAUUGCGGGCCUCAAAACAUAUGUGACUGGAAAUACGGACGGAAAGAUGGGCAUAGUCGACCUCUAUGAUGUCUUUGGGCUCGCCAGCCAGACCCUUCAGGGUGCUGACCUUCUCGCCGUGCGCCUCAACGCUGUGGUGUUGGUUCCUGAUUUCUUCGAGGGCGAUGCGCUCAAGCCGGAGUAUGUUCCGGCCGAUACCGAGGAAAAGAAACAGAUAAUUGCAGAAUUUAUGGCACAUAAAGCGUCAUUCUCGCGAAAUGCGACGGUCCUUUUGGAGGCAAUCCCAGAAUACAAGUCUCGGUUCCCUUCUGUGGGGAAAUGGGGUGCCUUUGGUCUUUGCUGGGGCGGAAAGGUCACAGUAUUAGCCUCAGGUGCCAACAGUCCUUUUGCUGCCUCGGGACAGGUGCAUCCAGGACGCAUGGAUGUGGCUGAUGCUGCCCCCUUUCCAUUCCCCACAUUGUUUUGGCAUCGAAAGACGAGCCUGCUGAUGCAGUCGCUGGCUACGCCCGAGUGA